Monomorium pharaonis (pharaoh ant) is the source of this 1234-nucleotide messenger RNA. RefSeq names its product cell wall protein DAN4. The transcript has 4 exons. The record is from RefSeq and is a predicted model, not a curated record. Bases 417 to 1157 code for a protein of 246 amino acids. NCBI's taxonomy places the organism in Eukaryota, Metazoa, Arthropoda, Insecta, Hymenoptera, Formicidae.
GGUUGGCGUCAUCGGAAUCAACGUAUUGGAGUGCGUUGGGGUAAAUAGGAGCAUGUUGGGGCAUGUGACGCGAACAAACCACUACUCACUCAACAGUUGUGUCUGCUGAACGCGGCCAUUGUAAAAUUCUUUUAUAUAAUUGGUUUAUAUAUUUAGAUCCAACAGGAACUAAGGGCAAGAACCAAUCGUGUUGGAGAAUAAUUUCACCGUUACAUUCUCCACUGAACGCAGCUAUUGCUUUGACUCUUGUCUUCAUACACCAUGGUGUCGACACGAUUACACGAAUACCAACGAAUACGAUCAAUUUCUUGCAAAUGGCAACACUGGUUUAACACUUGGCGGCGGCAAGUCUGGAAGAACGAUUGAUUUGUAUUUAUCUUCCUGAUUAAUAAAUUUCGGUACCUACAUCAACAAAAAUGGCAUUGUUGCAAGAAAUAGCUGUGUCAACGACAACGUCCACAGUAGCAACAAUGUCGACAUCUACAUUAACGGUAACAUCUGCAUCAACGAUAAUGACGACGCUUACGAUGCCUACGUCAACGACACCGACCGCAAUAACGGCAAUGCCUGCACCAUCGAUGGCGUAUACCACAACUCCUGCAUCAACAAUGCCAAUAAUGUCUGCAUUAAUGACAUCGAUGGAAAUGCCUGCGACGAUAAAAUCAGAGCCACCUGCAUUGACUAUAAUGACGACGUCGACGGCAAUGCCUGCGACAGUGACAGCAAUGACAACAAUGUCAACAAUGAUGACGUCAGGAAUAACAGGAACAUCAACGAGAACAUCUACAAGAACGACUGCAUUGGCAAUAACGACAAUGACGUCAACGGCAACGCCCGAGUCAACGACGUCAUGGACUGCAAUGCCUGCAUCAACAACAAUGGCACUGACUACAACGUCUGUGUCUGCAAUGAACCCUGACACGCUAAUUACAUUACGUAAAGCAGAAUUAGAGGUUCUCAUACAAACAGCUGUCGGAACUGCCCUAAGAGAACGCAACCAAGAUGGAAGAAUUAAUGGUGAAAGAGAUAGUGAUACAGAGAGAGGACAAGAAAGGGGAAGAGGAAGAGGAAGAGGGAGAGGAAGAGGAAGAGGAAGAGGAAGAGGAAGAAGGGGGAGAGUUUUCAGCAACUCUCAUAUAUUCUUUUAUUUUAACUAAAUACAUAUAAAGAUACUUAAAAUUCAUAAAUAUAAGAUAUAAAAAACUAUAUAUAUAAUAAAAGUUGAUACAAAAUU